This is a messenger RNA of Periophthalmus magnuspinnatus, 6678 nucleotides long. RefSeq names its product neuron navigator 1a (gene nav1a). Gene Ontology annotation, molecular function: ATP binding; ATP hydrolysis activity. Gene Ontology annotation, cellular component: axon initial segment; microtubule cytoskeleton. Lineage: Eukaryota; Metazoa; Chordata; Actinopteri; Gobiiformes; Gobiidae. The coding region runs from base 226 to 4875 and encodes 1549 amino acids. The transcript is spliced from 26 exons. The record is from RefSeq and is a predicted model, not a curated record. Gene Ontology annotation, biological process: nervous system development; neuron migration; microtubule bundle formation.
UCCCCUCCCUCCUCCCUCUCCCCUCCCUCCUUCCGCGUGCGAGUGUCAGAGCGGAGCCACUGCGGGAGUGUGCGCUCAGUCAGUUAACGCUGCUGCUGACUUUUACAAGCCGACUCCUCAUUAUCAACGUGUUUCUUUCUACUCGUGCCGUAGUAUUGAGAAGUGCUAGCGGGAUGAGCCAAGCGUGAACGAAGCUGCGUAAAUAACCAGGAAGCUUAUCGGAGAAUGAGCGGACGCGUGUUAAAUGGGAAAAUGCUGCAUCUCCCGGUUCCGCAGCGCACGGGAAGGACAAUGCACUUUCUGUCCAGCUGGGAUGAGAGCAGCUCCAUCAGCAGCGGUUUGAGUGACGGCUCGGACAACCUGAGCUCUGAGGAGUUCAACACAAGCCCUACCCUCAACUCUCUCCCGACCACGCCCAUCAGCUCACGCAGAAACUCCGCCAUCGUGAUGCGGACAGAUGCCGAGAAGAGGUCCCUGGUGGAGAGUGGCCUUUCCUGGGACGCAGACGACUCUAAACCCAGUCGCAAAAGUUUGGGAAGCAGCAUCUAUGAGACCGGCAGCCUCAAGUCCGAAUCAGCCCAGAAAUGGAGGAAGUCAAAGGCACCGGGGGAGGGGCUAGAAGGAGGAAGAGGAGAGCUGAAGAAGCCACAGGCACUAGGCCAAGGAAACAUGCUGAAGAAAGCAAGAAAUCCACCUGUGGGAGUCACCUCUCCAAUCACACACACAGCUCCAAGUGGACUCAAAGUACCAGGUGUGGUGAAACCUGAUGGAAAACCUAUGGAGAAAUCUCGCCUUGCAGUGAAGUCUUCAGGUUUGCAGCGUUCCUCAUCUGACGCUGGUAAAGAGAAGAAUGGCUCUGUUGCAAGUGAGCCACGUAAACCUCCAUCUGGCCUGGUCCGACCCUCGACUGGUGGAAACUUUGGCUUCAAGAAACCGCCCACAGCUACCACUAAUGGGACAAAUAAUAACAGUAUACCCACAGGGAUGAGUACGGCUAGUACCAUACCGAGUGGCUCUGCGACAGUCGGGAAAAGCGCCAAAACAACAGGAAUCCCAGUCAAACCUGCUGGUAGUGGAGGAGGAGGACGCAAGACCAGUCUAGAUGUGUCAAACAGCGAUCAGAGUGGAUUCCUGUCCCCUAACGCGAGGACAUCACUGCAGUAUCGCUCUCUGCCACGUCCCGCCAAAACAAGCACUUUGACCCUUACCCGGCCCAGCUCUGCACGGCCUCUGAGUACCACAGUGGACACCAGCUCUGGCCUGGUCAAACCCUCCACCCCUCAGACAUCUAGACUGAAAGAACCAGGAACAGGGCUGUGUAAACCAGGGAGUCGAGGCAUCCCCAGUCCUGUCAAUCAGACUGAUAGAGAGAAGGAGAAGGAGAAGGAGAGAGCUAAAGCUAAAGCGGUGGUGUCAGACUCAGAGUGUGGGUCACUAAAGAGCAGUCCUGCUUUGACCUCAUGUGAAACCGGGUCAAAACUACAGGGACUGAGACCUCCGAACAAGAGCACAGACAUGUCCUCGCCCAGCACACAAAGGCUAUCUGGGAUACGCAGUCUCACAAAACCAUCCAUGGUCCAUCAUGACAAAGAGAAUAUCAGCCUUGACAUUGGCGUCCAGGACUCACUUCCCCCUAAAAUCCCCCCUUACUCAAAAAUCCAGGACUUGGCUAGCUCCUCCAGCUCCUGUCUGUCCCCCAGCCCGGCCCCUUUACUAAAUGUUAACUCUUCAUCGUGUUUCUCAAGCUCGGGGACAGGCUUAGGCCCUCGGCAGGUGUCCUCCCUCGGGGUUGGGGAGAGUGAAGGCAGCACCUCUCCUCUACUCUACCCGCGGCUGACUGGACUACACCGAAGUCUGGAGUCACUGCCUCUUCAGAUGAGCCUGGCCCCAGAGCCCCAGAGGGAGAGAGAGAGGGAGGCUUUGGUGAGAGGUUACACCACUUUGGAAUCUCGAGACAGGGACAGAAAAGACGAUAGAGCCCCUCCUGCGGGCUGGAGCUCUGCAAGCAAAACAUCCAAGACUGUUACUGAAAGCCCACAGAGAGACAGAAACACUCUCCCUAAAAAAGGUUUAAGUUUUGGAGGUGCCCCACCAGCUGAGGCUGAAGUAAAAGAGAAAGGAGAGAGGAGACAUUCCCAUAGCAUCCUUAGUAUGACCGAUUCUCUCACUCUCCCUUUGUUGUCUUCACCCACAUCUCUGCCUCGGACUUCAAAGACUAAUAUGGUCCCGAGUCCUGUUGGUGGCCCUCCCAGGAUGACCCGCUCCAACAGUAUCCCGACGCCUGACCCCUCCCUGGAGCUGUACACUCCGUCUCCUCUGGGCAGCACUCUUUCUCUGGCUGAACGUCCUCGCAGUAUGGGGAUGGUCCGAUCAGGCUCCUUUAGAGACAAAGACCUCGAUGAGGUUCACGGCUCUGUACUGUCCUUGGCCUCUAAUGCCUCGUCGACUUACUCCUCGGUGAGUGCCAGCCCCAUGCAGAUUCAGCAAAUUCGAAUGCUGAGGAGGGAACUUGAAUCUUCACAGGAGAAAGUGUCCAAUCUGACCACACAGCUCACUGCAAACGCAAACCUUGUGGCAGCGUUUGAACAGAGUUUAGCCUUGAUGACGUCCCGGCUGCAGUCCCUGUCGUUGAGCCACGAGCAGAAGGACACAGAGUUAAUGGAGUUAAGAGAAACGAUCGAGUCUCUAAAGGCCAAGAACGAUGAAGCUCAGGCUGUGAUCCAAGGUGCCUUAAACAACCCGGACAACAUGAAAGAUUUACGUAUUAGACGUCAGAAUUCAUGUGAAAGCAUCUCCAGCCUCAACAGUCUGACCAGUAUGUCCAGUCUAGGCAGUCUCAAAGACCAAGAUGCAAAAAAGAAGAAGAAAAAGAGCUGGCUAAGGAGCUCCUUCAACAAGGCUUUCAGCAUAAAGAAAGGAACCAAAACCUACUCUGACAUUGAAGAAAUCGUCACCCCAGACUCCUCUGCUCCUAAUUCUCCAAAGAUGCUUCAUGAGAGUAUGGACGGGGGUGAAACUGCACCUUUAUCUUUGACAACAUCAGUCUCUACCACAUCUUGUGUGAUUAAUGAGGCAGCUGAGGAGGGAGAGGAGGAGGAGGAGGAGGAGAGGAUGGUGUCUGAUCUGCGCUCUGAACUUUGGGAUAAAGAGAGAGAACUCACAGAUAUCAGACUGGAGGCCUUAAACUCCGCUCAUCAACUCGAGCAACUCAGAGAGGCCAUGAACAAUAUGCAGUCAACAGUAGAGAACCUCAAAGCAGAGAAUGACCACCUGAAAACUGGAAGCAUGCUGAGCCUUGCUGGUCCCACCUCCUCCACAUCGCAACCCUCAGGUCUAGCAUCUCUGCUCGGGACGUCCGGAAAACAACCAACAAGUCUCACAAAAUCCUUCAGCCUCAGUUUGAAUGAUUGUAAAGAUGCUGAUGUGUCAAAUAACGUUGUGGCGAACAAUGCAUUACACAAAGAUGAUGUUUGUGCACAUGUUCUAGUCCGCAUUUGUGACCAACUUGAGGAUGGAAAGCAGCAAUUGUUCUUCCUAGGCUCAGUUCUGGUCAAUGGAAGAACUGACUGGGCGUGUCUAGACUCCAUGAUCACUAAAACUUUUAAAGACUACCUUGCUCAAGUGGAUCCCACAUCCAGCUUGGGUCUCUCAUCUGAUUCACUGCUUAUUUAUCAGCUGACCCAGGGAGUGCAGAGAGUGAUGGGAGGAGACAGACCCCAGAUACUGCCUUAUCGUUGUCUUGGCAGUGGUCAAGCCCAAAUCCUGGUCACUCUGAAAGGCCUUCGAGAGAAAUGUGUGGACGCUUUGGUGUUUGAGACUCUGGUUCCAAAGCCCAUGAUGCUGCACUACAUCAGCUUGUUACUGAAGCACCGGCGCCUGGUCUUGUCUGGGCCCAGCGGCACAGGGAAGACCUACUUGGCCCAGCGCUUGUGCCAUUACCUCCAGCAGCGCAGCCUGUGUGGUCCACUUGAAGCUGAACAAGAGUCCUGUUUCCCAGGACGCACCUCUGCUGUCACGUUCAAUAUGCACCAACAAUCACCAAAGGAUCUGCAGCUGUAUCUGUCAAAUUUAGCAAAUCAGAUCGACAGAGAGAGUGGAGAGCUGCCUUUGGUUAUAAUCAUAGAUGACAUUAGUGAUGCUUCAGCCAUCACAGAGCUUGUAAAUGGAGCACUGACCUGCAAAUAUCACAAAUGUCCUUACAUUAUUGGGACAACAAAUCAGCCUGUGAAAAUGAACUCCAACCACGGCUUGCAUCUCAGCUUCAGGAUGAUUACAUUCUCCAACAAUGUGGAGCCAGCCAAUGGUUUCCUUGUACGAUACUUGCAUCGUAAAGCUGUGGAAACAUACCAGCAGAGGGAGCUAGAUGCCACACAACACCAGGCUUUGAUGCAUGUAUUAGACUGGGUCUCUCAGCUCUGGUACCACCUGCACACUUUCCUGGAAAAACAUAGCACUUCAGACUUCCUUAUCGGUCCUUGCUUCUUCCUGUCAUGCCCAGUUUCAGUAUCAGAGUUUAGGCAGUGGUUUAUUGAUCUAUGGAACCACUCAAUCAUUCCAUACCUACAAGAGGGAGCAAAAGAUGGCAUCAAGGUACAUGGGCAGAAAGCAGUUUGGGAAGACCCAGUGGAUUGGGUACGAGGCACCCUGCCCUGGCCCAAUGCUCAGCAAGACCAGUCCAAGCUCUUCCACCUACCUCCUCCCAGCGUCAGUCUGUCCAGUGAAGACAAGAAACCUCUCAAAGACACUCCUCCCCCAAGUUCUCUGGAGGCAGACCCAUUGAUGGCCAUGCUUCUUAAGCUUCAAGAAUCUGCCAACUACAUUGAGUCUCCAGAACGGGAAGGUAGUUUGGAUCCCACUCUUCAAGCCACACUCUGAGGAUAGUCCACCUGUGGCACUAUGUACUGGGCCUUCUACUGGCAAACAGGAAUGGGAUGGUUGGAGCUGCUAUCUUUGAAAAGACAUUAAAACUGCUCUUGAUGGAAACUGUGAUUUUAUAGGCAAGAAAAGACAUUGACUUGUCAGUUCUCAUUAUUGACUUUAUGGUGCAUGGUAACCAGAGAAAGUAUUAUGCAAAAUCUUUCCAAGAAUCUUCCCCUUUGUAAUUACUGCCAGAAUUCUUUCAAUAAUUAAUGGUGCUUUCUGAAUCAAUGGCUUUGUUUUACUAAAAAAGUCUCCCUAAAUAUAAGCCCGUCACUCCAGCUUAAAUAGCUAAAAAUGCACUUUAUUUUGUACUUCGGAACUGCAGCUGGGUUAGUGACAUUAGAAAGCAUGGGAAAAUAUAAAUGCAGGUUGAUUUUCCACUAGGGGGCAGCACUCACCUAACAACAACAACAACAAAAAAUAAAAUGAUCUGUUUAUGUUUUUGGCUAGUGCAGUUGAAAAAUGUGAAUAAUAAAGACAUGCAUGGAUAUCUACAAUAUGAUGUGAUCUGGACAAAAAAGGUUUAAAGUGUAGACAUUUUGACAGAACACACCAAAUAUGUCUUAAAGCUGAAUGUUAAAACAUGAAAAAAUGGUCUGUCAAAACAGCCUUUUCUGUUUUUGCUUGCAAAUUUAGAUAACAGUUUAACAGUUUCAUAUACACAAUCAAAACAUGAUUUUAUAGAAUUUUAUACUGAGUCAAAGAACUGUCAUCUGUGUCACUUGCAACGGUGCUGUUAUAAAAAAUGACUUAAAAUAACACACUAGAAACUGGUAUCAUGAUAUUUACACGCUGUUAAUCAAAGUGUUGUCACUCUUCCUCUUCCCUUUUCUGCACAUUAUUUUGCACAUGCAGUUAUGUCUGUCAAUACAGUGAGUUUAGUUCUGCUAACUGCUCUGCUGAGCAUUAAUGACAGUGUUGGAAACAAACUGAAUGCUUAAACUGUUAAAAGUAUUGACCCUUUGGUUCUACAGUACCUCACUAGAAUGCGUUUGAUUUACCUCUGUUUUUAAAGCAGAGAUGUGAUGCCUCUGUCUUCUGUUUGUGCCUGAAACACAGAUCAACCUAAUGCUUUUAUGAAGUUAUUGACCACAAUGAGGCCUCGCUAGAGAGUGGUAUUUAUCAUAGGAGGUGACACCACUUCCUCUAGCAUUUUACUUGUCACCUUACUGAAAUGAUUGAUUUUUGUUUUUCUUGGCUGCAGUGAUAGGCAUUUUGUUAACAAAAUUAGUGAGGUGUGAUAUGGUUUUGGUUAUUUUUGAGCCACAAAAUAACUGUGAGUGACAAAGAAUAGAGGGUUUGCUUGAGCGCUGAAAGAGGAGAAUGGGAGAUGUAAUUCUAGCGCAUGUGCCCCUAAAAUAAUCCCAAAGUAUCCUUUUAUUGGACCUAUACCAUAGUUAAUUUAUGUCAGAAGGGAGGGGGGAUUUUUAAUAACUGGAUAUCUUUUAUUUGUUCAGUUUUCUUAUGCAAAUAUUUGUAUAUGUUCUUUUCUCUUUUGUACAUGCAUUACUCCUGUAUAUCAUUGUAAAUAGUUUGUGCAUCUGCGACAACAAUCAUUCAAAUGUGUCGAGAGCUAAAUUAUGGCCUGACCCUUGUUUGUAAAUUGGUUGUAUAGUCCUCCUCUUAUACAAAGGGGAAGAAGCACUUGGUUUAAUGGGGUCUGGUAUGAGUUGUAUGGCAUGUCUCUAUAACCUCAUCAAACUCAUAUGUCUAACAUGAAGCAUUGAUCACAAUAAAGUCAUGCCAUUCUUCAAGUCA